AUGGAUACUAUCCGGUCGCAAACCCAGGGAUCUAACUCCCAAAACUCGAUCCCAUCGGAUCAGAUCACCUCGAACAUCAGUAGCAGCCAAACUGCUGAUGCAUCGAGAGAUCAGAUCGCGUCGAAUGUUGGUAGCCGCCAAACUGCCAACACUUCGAAUACGCCGAUCACAUCUGCUACCGCCUCCACUGGAGUGCAGCUUAGCACUCCACCUCGCGUGGAACCAGUGGUGAUCAAUCUCGCCACACCGGUAGCAACCCCGAGCCCGAUUCUACCGAAUCUGGGUUCGCACACCAUCGAGAGACCUCUCUCUCGAGUUUGGGUCAGAUCGGAAGAUCCCCCAACAACUGUGACUCCACAGAGUCGGACUAUUCCUGUUCGACCUGCAUCUGCGACGCAAACUCCUCCGCGAGCUAGUCCAGAUGAUCUGGCACAGAUCAAACAGCUUCUCACCAACCUGGUAAACGGUCAGCGCGACCACGAAACUAGGCUGGAGAGACAUGAGAGACGCCUCGCUGAAUCUCGAAACAUCACUAGCCCGCCUCCGCGGACUCAGCUCGAUUUUUCGACGAUCUACGCAUCUGGCAUACCUCAGGCGCAAUUCGUUACGCCUUCGCGACCUCAAGUCUCUCAGACUUUCGGUCCACCGAGCUCGCCAUCAGUUGGCAUAAAUAAUACGAGCUCGCACCCAAGCGAGACGAGAGCUCAACCGAACGUUCCGCUCUCAUCUCCACCCCCAGGGCCACCUGGUACCGAUCCAGCUAGGCCUAGGUGGUUUGGCGCUUCAGCUUUUGCCUCGAGCUCGCAGGCAAUGCCUCAGUUUGAGAAUCAGCUAGGCGCGACAUACGGUUCACAGCCCUCCGCAACAGCGCGAGAGCACGUGAACGGGAAUUAUCAACAAUUCCCUAGCUCGAACGGUCAGCCCAAUCGAGCUCAGUUCCAAGGAGCUAACGAUUCCAUGAAUCAAGCUCCAUUCUUUCCGAUUCCAGCAAAUCGGAAUCCAGCUGAUCCGCGUAACCUCGUCGACAGCGAAUCUUUCGAAAGAUUCCAAGAUCGCACAGACCUCGCGUUUCAGCAUAUGAGCUCAAUGUUUCAUCAAGCAACGAGCUCAGCUCCUGAUAUCGACAGAGUUCCUAAAACAGAAUCACUUCGAUCUUACAUUGACAGAUUCAAAUCAGUCAAAGCUAAGAUCACAAACCCUAAUGAGGCAGUAGCUCUACUUGCCCUCAAAAACAACUUGUGGUACGAAUCGAAAUUUAGAGAAGAACUAACUGUUCGACCUACAAUUUCACUAGAUGACGCAUUACAUCGCGCAUCAGCAUUCGCAACUCUCGAGGAAGACACAGCUCUCCUCAGAGAAAAGUACCUCAAAGGGGAGCUCGCAUAUGCUCCACCAGGUGCUAAGAAAACUGCACCAGCUAAACCACCUUCGCAGAGUAAAGGACAACAUUCCUACUCUAUCGAAACUUCAGCUCCCAUAAAGAGCUCGGAGGAAGAAGAGAAACACUGCGAUAUUCACAAUACAAACGGCCAUUCCACAGAGGAAUGCCGUGCUAAAGGCAAAAAGUCUAGCAAAAAGAAGGGAAAAAGCAAAACAGCUGAAACCGCGGUUAAGGCCGAAAAGCCAAAACCCAAACCAGCUAAAGACUCCGACAACGCACCUCAGAAAAGAGAACGCGAAGUCGAGGUCGAAGCCCCCGAUUCCCCUCCUUCUAACAGGAAAAGAAUCGACCUAAUCUUCGGAGAGCUCAGCCUUUGCGGCGGCUCAACGAGAUCCGUGGUCACCCCCCCACCCGCUCCUAGAAAGGCUACGAGCUCUAGCUCACACAGACCUCCUAGACUUGUCGGGGGGAUAGAGCAUUCUUACAGAAGCUCGCCUGUUACAUCACCUACCUCCAGACCCGAUACUAAGAGCAUUGCGAUCUCUUGCUUACGCAGACUUCACAAGCUCUCGGGGGGAGUAGAGCCACCUACCCCUAAACGAAUUGACUUCAUUUGCGGUGGCUCGAAGAUGUGCAAAGACUCGAUUAACUCGAUCAAAGCACAUCAGCGACGGGUCGAGUCAUCUGGACAACCACGUCCUCUAGACGGACCUGAUCACGAAAUCAAAUUUCGAGAAAGCGAAACACUCGCACUCGAUAAACCUCAUGACGAUGCACUCGUAAUCGAGCUCGCCGUAGCCGGAUUCGAGCUGACCAGAGUCAUGAUAGACACAGGAAGCUCUGUAGACGUGCUGUUCUACGAUGCUUUCAAGCGAAUGGGAUUCGAAAACUCCGCACUCAUAGGAGGCCGUACGCCCCUAACUGGGUUCGCAGGAGAAACGACCUAUUCCAUGGGAACUAUCCAGCUCCCAAUCAAAGCAGGUGGUAUAACGAAAACAGUUGACUUUGUGGUCGUAGAUCGCCCCGCGCCAUUCAAUGCCAUUCUCGGCAGGCCGUGGCUCUACACCAUGAAAGCAGUUGCAUCCACUUACCACCAAUGCGUCAAGUUCCCUACACCUUGGGGGACAAAAACAAUUCGCGGUUGCCAACGAGCUUCCCGAGAUUGCUAUAUGGGCAGCUACUUGCGAGCUGAAAAAUCGCCAGUUUGCAUCGACGAAACCGACCCCGAAAGGCGCGUUGGUAUCGGAAUCGAUCUCGCAAAACCUAUCCGUGACGAGCUGAUCGCCUUCCUAAAGGAAAACAUCAGCACAUUCGCAUGGUCCACCGCGGACAUGCCCGGGAUUGACACUAGGAUCACGUCUCACGAGCUGAACGUAGAUCCCACGUUCAAACCCAUGAAACAAAAACGUCGAAAACUCGGCCCAGAUCGGGCUAAAGCAGUAAACGACGAAGUAGACCGACUACUCAAGGUAGGCUCGAUCAGAGAGGUGAAAUACCCCGACUGGCUAGCUAAUCCUGUAGUUGUCAAAAAGAAAAACGGAAAGUGGAGAGUCUGUAUCGAUUUCACAGACCUUAAUAAAGCUUGUCCAAAAGACAGCUAUCCACUUCCUCAUAUAGAUCGCUUGGUCGAAGCUACGGCUGGUCACCAGCUCCUAUCCUUCAUGGAUGCGUUUUCUGGGUAUAAUCAAAUCAAGAUGAACCCAGAAGAUCAGGAGAAAACAGCUUUCAUAACAGACCGAGGUACUUACUGCUACAAAGUAAUGCCAUUCGGGCUAAAAAAUGCGGGAGCUACAUAUCAGCGCCUCGUAAACAAAAUGUUUGCCGAUCAGCUCGGUAAAACAAUGGAGGUGUACAUAGACGAUAUGCUGGUCAAAUCCUCUAGGGAAACAGACCACGUCGCACAGCUCCGGGUAUGCUUCUCCAUACUUAACAAGUACGGCAUGAAGCUGAACCCGACUAAGUGUACAUUCGGAGUUCCGUCUGGCGAGUUCCUCGGUUACCUAGUAACUGAACGCGGAAUCGAGGCGAACCCGAAGCAAAUCUCUGCCCUCUUAGAUAUGCCUUCUCCAGAAAAUACUAGAGAAGUACAACGGUUAACCGGUCGAAUAGCAGCCCUUAAUAGGUUCAUUUCCCGGUCAACCGACAAGUGUCUUCCAUUUUACCAGCUCCUCCGAGGAAAUAAAAAAUUCCUCUGGGACGAAAAAUGCGAAGAAGCUUUCAAACAGCUCAAAACUUACCUCAGCGAACCUCCUAUACUGGCAAAACCAGUAGAAGGAGAACCGCUAUACCUUUACAUCGCGGUCUCGCCUGCAGCGGUCAGCGGGGUCUUAGUUCGUGAAGAGCUAAACGAACAAAGACCAAUCUUUUACGUAAGUAAAUCCCUGAUUGAUGCCGAGACUAGAUACCCAGCUAUGGAAAAACUUGCCUUAGCAAUAGUAAUGUCCGCUCGCAAGCUGCGACCUUACUUUCAAUCACACACAAUCGUGGUGAUGACCUCGCAACCAUUGCGAACUAUGCUACAUAGUCCAAGUCAAUCUGGACGACUAGCUAAAUGGGCUAUCGAGCUCAGCGAAUACGACAUCGAAUAUCGAACUAGAACCUGUGCUAAAGCCCAGGUACUAGCUGAUUUCAUGAUCGAGCUGGCACCGGAAGCCAAUAACGAUACCACCCUCUCUAAAGUUUGGACACUCUUCGUAGAUGGAGCCUCGUCCAAACAAGGAGCUGGCGUCGGAAUCAAACUCACAUCUCCAACCGGAGAAGUGAUCGAACAAUCGUUCAGACUCGGAUUCGUCGCCUCUAACAAUGAGGCCGAAUACGAGGCACUCAUAGCCGGACUCCGACUCGCAAUCGGGAUCGGCGUGAAUGAGAUCAACGCAUUCAGCGACUCCCAGCUCGUUACUAGCCAAUACAGCGGCGAGUACGAAGCAAAAGAGGAGCGCAUGGAAGCUUAUCUCAAAGUAGUUCGAGAUUUAGCUGGACAAUUCAGUAAAUUCGAACUAACUAGGGUGCCUAGGGGAGAGAACACUUCGGCUGACGCCUUAGCUGCUCUCGCCUCCACUUCGGACCCAACUGUAAGACGUGUGAUCCCAGUCGAAGGCAUAGAUAAACCUAGCAUCGACAUCGCACUCAAGUCUGACAGUAUAAACGCAAUUACCUCGCGCCCGUCUACUCGUUCUCAAACUAGACAGUCCCAAGAUCCGGGACCAUCUAACCCGGAACCUGAUUCCGAGGAAGAAGAACCUGACCAAGAUAGGCAAAAAACAAGGUAUAUCGAUUCGGACUCUUCGCAAAAUACGCAAGAGUCCACGAUCCAUACCGUCCCAUCUGCUAUGGCGAACGAACUCACCUUAAAGGAAGAGUUCGCUGCGAGACCCGACUGGAGAACUCCUAUAAUCGAGUAUAUCCAGCUCGGAGCCGUCCCUAACGAAAAAUGGGCAUCUCGCAAGCUAAAAGCCCAAAGCGCACAUUAUUGCAUGAUGGAAGAUAAGCUCUACAAGCGAAGCCUUAUCGAACCAUAUCUAACAUGCAUCCAUGGCGAAGAAGCUUACACCGUAAUGCACGAGACUCAUCAAGGACCUUGCGGAAGUCAUUCCGCAGGUCGAGCUCUCGUCAUACGGAUUAAAAAGCUAGGCUACUUCUGGCCGACGAUGAUCAGAGACUGCGAACAGUACUCCAGGCGAUGUGACAAAUGCCAAAGGCACGCCCCAAGCAUUCACGUCCCAGCUGAAACACUCUCAUCGAUCUCUUCACCUUAUCCUUUUAUGAGGUGGUCUAUGGACAUAAUAGGACCUAUGGUCUCUUCGGGACCAAAGCAAUUCCAAUACCUAUUAGUCCUUACUGACUACUUCACUAAAUGGAUCGAGGCCAAACCAUACCAACAAACGACCGAACUCGAGGUCCGGAAAUUUAUCUGGAAAGACAUCAUUUGUCGACACGGGCUCCCUUUCGAGAUCGUGACAGAUAACGGAUCUCAGUUCAUAGCUCGAACAUUCAAAGACUUCUGCAAGAAGUGGAACAUACGCAUAACGUAUUCCACACCUCGUUACCCUCAAGGGAACGGGCAAGCUGAAGCAACAAACAAAACCCUCUUGAGUAACCUCAAGAAACGACUCGACGCCCGUAAACAUAGGUGGUCCGAAGAGCUCGCAGCAGUUCUUUGGGCUUGCCGAACUACACCUCACAAAGCUACUCAUGAGACCCCGUUCUCAUUAGCUUACGGGCUAGAGGCCGUCAUCCCAACUGAAACUUCCGUUCCAAGUCUUCGCAGGAUGCAAUGUCCAGCGAACGUCGAGCUGAACGAAGAAAUGUUGAGAGAUCACCUUGACCUUAUCGACGAACGUCGAGAUCAAGCUCUGAUCCGGAUACAAAACUAUCAACAGGCCGCAGCUCGCUAUUACAACUCCAAGGUUAAACACCGGAGCUUUCAUAUAGGCGACAUGGUUCUGAGAAAAGUACAAGACUAUACCAAAGAGCGCAAUGCAGGGAAACUUGGGACCAACUGGGAAGGUCCCUACCUCAUUACCGAAGUAGUUCGCGAUGGCGUCUACAAGCUCACAAAAGUCAGAAACGGAAUACCUGAACUAAGACCUUGGAAUGCGAUGAACCUGAAAAGAUCGGAAGAUCGAGAUCACCUCGAUAUUCCCCUUUCGAACGAAGUGAGGUUCAGAGUCCACCUCUUUACCUUCAAUUUCUUACUUCGCAAAAACCAAUCGAAGUCCGCAGCGUCCAAGCAUCCAGCGUAG
Microthlaspi erraticum is the source of this 6123-nucleotide messenger RNA. NCBI's taxonomy places the organism in Eukaryota, Viridiplantae, Streptophyta, Magnoliopsida, Brassicales, Brassicaceae. The record is from the annotation of a GenBank genome assembly.